Molecule: messenger RNA, 249 nt
Organism: Trichobilharzia regenti
Lineage: Eukaryota; Metazoa; Platyhelminthes; Trematoda; Strigeidida; Schistosomatidae
Source: the annotation of a GenBank genome assembly
GCCCUUAUUCAGCAGAAUGUGCAAUGGAAUGAAGAUAUAGGUGAGUGGCAACUGAAAUGCGUAGCGUACACAGGAAACAAUAUGCGAAAACCAGAAAAGAAAGCUCCAGAACCGCCUAUUGAUCUUUCCAAUGUGUAUCUAUCUUAUCGCACGGACGAGAGAGGAAAUUCUGCGUCUAGGAAGUCUCAAAAAACCAACAGCCGAAUAAAAUCAGCUAACAAGAAAACAGGGUGGCAACCAGUCGAAUGA